AGCGUUCCCCUUACGUCAUUAGUGGGCGGUCCACCCUGUGAUUGGCCGGGCCUUGUAAGCACGUAUCCUGACUCCGCGCCGGUCAAAGUAGUAGUAGGUCUUAGACGCGGAAGGAAAAUGGCGCUGACUCUAGGAACAAAGAAGAAAGUGUGCUACUACUAUGAUGGUGAUGUUGGAAAUUAUUAUUAUGGUCAAGGGCAUCCCAUGAAACCUCAUAGAAUUCGCAUGACACACAACCUGCUGCUCAACUAUGGACUUUACCGAAAAAUGGAAAUCUUUAGGCCCCACAAAGCCAGCGCCGAGGAUAUGACAAAGUAUCACAGUGAUGAUUAUAUCAAAUUCCUGCGCUCCAUACGACCAGACAAUAUGUCCGAAUACAGUAAACAGAUGCAGAGAUUUAAUGUUGGUGAGGACUGUCCUGUGUUUGAUGGCCUAUUUGAGUUCUGCCAGCUCUCUGCAGGGGGUUCUGUAGCAAGUGCUGUUAAACUAAACAAACAGCAGACUGACAUUUCAGUGAACUGGUCUGGUGGCCUUCAUCAUGCAAAGAAAUCUGAGGCAUCUGGUUUUUGUUAUGUCAACGAUAUUGUCCUUGCCAUCCUGGAACUACUAAAGUAUCACCAGAGAGUUGUGUAUAUUGAUAUAGACAUUCACCACGGUGAUGGUGUUGAGGAGGCAUUUUACACAACCGAUAGGGUUAUGACUGUGUCCUUCCAUAAGUAUGGAGAGUAUUUUCCUGGAACUGGAGAUCUGAGAGAUAUUGGUGCAGGGAAAGGCAAAUACUAUGCUGUAAAUUAUGCCUUACGGGAUGGGAUUGACGAUGAGUCCUAUGAAGCAAUUUUUAAACCAGUAAUGUCCAAAGUUAUGGAAAUGUUUCAGCCCAGUGCAGUGGUCUUACAGUGCGGAGCAGAUUCAUUAUCUGGGGAUAGACUUGGAUGCUUCAAUUUGACCAUUAAGGGACAUGCGAAGUGUGUGGAGUUUAUAAAGACCUUUAACUUGCCACUGUUGAUGUUAGGAGGUGGAGGUUACACUAUCCGGAAUGUGGCUCGUUGCUGGACAUAUGAAACAGCUGUGGCUCUGGACUCUGAGAUCCCCAAUGAGCUUCCAUAUAAUGAUUAUUUUGAAUAUUUUGGUCCGGACUUCAAGCUUCACAUCAGCCCAUCCAACAUGACUAAUCAGAACACUAAUGAAUAUCUGGAGAAAAUUAAGCAGCGCCUCUUUGAGAACUUGCGCAUGCUCCCCCAUGCUCCUGGAGUUCAGAUGCAAGCCGUUGCAGAGGACUCCAUACACGAUGACAGUGGUGAAGAAGAUGAAGAUGAUCCCGACAAGCGUAUUUCAAUUCGGUCAUCAGAUAAAAGGAUUGCCUGUGAUGAGGAGUUCUCAGAUUCUGAGGAUGAAGGGGAGGGAGGUCGCAAAAACGUGGCCAAUUUCAAAAAAGUAAAACGGGUUAAAACUGAAGAGGAAAAGGAAGGAGAGGACAAGAAAGAUGUUAAAGAAGAGGAGAAAGCUAAAGAUGAGAAGACGGAUAGCAAACGGGUAAAAGAAGAGACCAAAUCAGUCUGAUCCUUCAACUAUGGGGAGAAAAUCCGAAGACCAAACUAAUUCUCAUGGUUUUAUAUUUUGUAUAUGCCCUGUACAGAGCCCUACUAUGAAAUAUAAGUCCACACAUUCUAAAUUAUUUCUGUCCCACUGGUUGAGGGGGGGUGAAGUGGUCGCUGUAGUGGAUUAAGCUUCACAUCUGUUACCUUUUUUUAAGAUUCACAUCUGUUACCUUUUUACCAGAUGUUUCCAGCUCUUUGGCUUUUUUUUUUUUUUUUUGACCAAAAACUUUCCAUGUUUUCCUGUGCCUCUGUAAUCUUCGGUGGUGCAAUGCAUUACGGAUUUAUUUCCCUGCUCCCUUCUAUACACACUUUUGCUGUCAGACUACAAGACUUUUUUGCUACAGUACAUUGGAAAUAUGUACACCUUAUGCUCAGGAUCAGGCAGUGAGAAGGAGGUGGGUUCCAGCCGUCUUCCAAAUGAAUUUGAGAGGGUUACCUUGAGGGAUGGAGGGGGAAGCUGAAGCUCCUCUUAAACUAAACUAUUCAGGGAUUCCCUGUACUCUUAAUGCUGCUAACCCUCCUCCAGAUUAGUUCAUGAAGCAGAUUUUUAGAUGUGUGGAAACCUGGUCCACAGUUACCUUAUAAUGGGGAUUGUGGGGAUUUGCAAUUUGGGUUUCUGCCUUUAAUCUUAGUGGGUUGGAGAGUGUCUGGAUUCAUGGAGUGAAGAAAAUGGAGAAUUUUUAUGUCCAAUUUUUGUGAUGGGAAAUUUCUUUUUUUUUUUUUUUAUGGUUGAGUUGUAGAAAAGCUUUGUAAUAAAAUCUGGUACUUAUA
This is a messenger RNA of Xenopus laevis (African clawed frog), 2369 nucleotides long. It is a transcript of the gene hdac1.L, whose product is annotated as histone deacetylase 1 L homeolog. Lineage: Eukaryota; Metazoa; Chordata; Amphibia; Anura; Pipidae. Gene Ontology annotation, biological process: epigenetic regulation of gene expression; heterochromatin formation. The record is from RefSeq and is marked provisional. Gene Ontology annotation, molecular function: protein lysine deacetylase activity; histone deacetylase activity; protein decrotonylase activity. Gene Ontology annotation, cellular component: nucleus; NuRD complex; cytoplasm.